Messenger RNA from Sardina pilchardus (European sardine), 3553 nucleotides. RefSeq names its product 5'-AMP-activated protein kinase subunit gamma-2-like. Gene Ontology annotation, cellular component: nucleus; nucleotide-activated protein kinase complex; cytoplasm. Bases 495 to 2129 code for a protein of 544 amino acids. The record is from RefSeq and is a predicted model, not a curated record. The transcript is spliced from 16 exons. NCBI's taxonomy places the organism in Eukaryota, Metazoa, Chordata, Actinopteri, Clupeiformes, Clupeidae. Gene Ontology annotation, biological process: regulation of catalytic activity; protein phosphorylation. Gene Ontology annotation, molecular function: protein kinase binding; AMP binding; protein kinase regulator activity.
ACUGCCAUCGUCUGACAUGCGUGCGCACAUUCCGUGUUCAAUCCGCCGUAGCCGUAGCCUACCUGCAGUGUAUAAGAAUUGAUGUCAGUGCGUAGUUUCGGAUUAUGUGAGAACAAACUUCCUGGUCCGAAAGCAGAAUCGCUUGGUGUGUUUUUUUUUUAUGAGGAAAUGUUGUCGCACCGCUUCACAAUGCAAGACUUAUAGAUUCACUCUACCCCGGACGGCGAAAGAAGGGAUGCAUAAAGCGAUUCGCUUGUCACACCUUUUUAAAAUGGGAUUGCACCACGCUCUGAAUGCGGAUGUACAGGGCUAACACAUUUCAGAAGAAAACCAUUCCGGGAUAAAAGGGCAAAAGGAUGUUAUGGAUGUGCGAAAGUGCAAUUCUUAAAAUCAGUUGGUUCAGACUUUUCUCUUUUUUUUCUUGCAAGGAGCUGUUAACAGAUGUGCCUAAUUCCACAGCCAUGUGGUAUUAAAAAGCGUUUUACUAUCUUAAAAUGGGAAGCACUGUCAUGGAACCUAAGAACAAAGAUUCCUCCAAGAAAAACUCGAAGAAAAAGAGAGUCAUUCGUUUAAAUAUGCCCGACCUCUCUGCUUUCACCUCCAAUCUGCUGGAUGGAGAGACUGACAGGAGAGAAAAGGAAGAUAUGGCAAAGGGAGAGGGUAGCGGUCACUCUGCGAGCCCCACCAAAGGCCUCUUUGUGAGGUGCUCCAGCCCCAUGUCCGCCCCUCCCCGCACGCACACCAGCCCGGGCUCACCCAAGACCAUUUUCCCCUACCCGCCCUCCACCCCCGGCCACCAGGACUCUCCGCCCAAGUCCCCCCGCCGCCUGAGCUUCAGUGGGAUCUUCCGCUCCUCCUCCAGCAGCUCCGCCCCGGCCAGCCUCAAGUUCUUCUCCAGGUCCAGGAAAGCCUCGGGCCUGUCCUCUCCGCCCACCACACCAACCCAGACGCCCAGCCCGCCGGUGUUCUCCGUGGACGCCCAGAGCCCUGUCCCGGAGCGGGGGGAGCUGCGGUCCCGCUCCCCCUCCGCCCCCUCAGAGUCCAUCCUGCGCUACAGCCAGCCCCUCUCCUCCACCAAGCCCCCCAUCAUCGCCUCUGUUUCCAAGUCUACCUCACGACAGGUCUCUGGAUUAGCCGAAGGCAUGCUGGAAAAACUUGAAAUUGAAGAUGAAGCGCCUGAGGAGCCAGAGAAUGACAUGUAUAUUCACUUCAUGAAGUCUCAUAAUUGCUAUGAUCUCAUUCCCACAAGCUCGAAGUUGGUGGUGUUUGACACUUCUCUACAGGUCAAGAAAGCGUUCUUUGCUUUGGUGGCCAAUGGAGUUCGUGCAGCGCCACUGUGGGAGACCAAAAAGCAGAGCUUUGUGGGAAUGUUGACCAUCACAGACUUUAUAAUCAUUCUGCACAGAUACUACAAGUCACCGCUGGUUCAUCUAUAUGAGUUAGAGGAGCAUAAGAUUGAAACAUGGAGAGAUCUGUACUUGCAACAGACGUACAAGCCAUUUGUCAGUAUAUCACCUGAGGCCAGCUUGUUUGAAGCCGUCUACUCACUCAUCAAAAACAAAAUCCAUCGGCUGCCCAUCAUCGACCCGGUGACGGGCAAUGCCCUGUAUAUCCUCACACACAAGAGGGUCCUGAAAUUCCUGCAAUUGUUUGUAUGCGAGAUGCCAAAGCCUGCCCUAAUGAAGCAGACAUUAGGUGAGAUGGGCAUUGGCACCUACAAGAAUAUUGCCUUCAUCCGCCCAAACACACCCAUCAUCAAAGCUCUGAACCUGUUUGUUGAGAGAAGGGUGUCAGCUCUUCCUGUCGUGGAUGAGUCAGGCAAGGUGGUCGACAUUUAUUCCAAAUUUGACGUCAUUAACCUGGCCGCGGAGAAAACCUACAACAACUUAGAUGUGACCGUGACCCAGGCUCUAAAGCAUCGCUCGCAGUACUUCGAGGGAGUUGUCAAGUGCAACAAGCUUGAGACCCUGGACACGAUUGUGGACAGGAUUGUGAAAGCAGAGGUGCAUCGGCUGGUGGUGGUGGACGAACGCUCGUGUAUCGAGGGCGUCAUCUCCCUGUCUGACAUCCUGCAGGCUCUGGUGCUCACCCCUGCAGCUGGUGAACGGAAAGAGAGUGUAGCUGAGUGACAGGGGGCUGCUGUGGGCCCACAGGGGGCAGCAGGUCUGCCUGGUGGAACCAGACCAGUUGGCAGAGCCCUGAGGCUCCUCUGUGGUCUGGUGCCCUCAUGUCAGAACUGCCCGCCUGGUGUCACACCUGGAGUUGGCCGCCCCUCAGUCCUCAGCACUGGGAUGCGCAGGAUGGAGGCUGGAUGGACAUCCCACUGUUUCAUCCUCCUAACAGAACCGGGCCUCGUCUGCAUUGGAUUCAAAGACUGGCGCGAGUCGCGCGACUCCCGUGGGCGUUCUUGAUCUGUCUGUAUAAUGCCAACCGGGCUUGGUCAUAGCCCUUGCAACUGCUGUAAAUGUUUAUUAUCGGCACACGUAUUCUAUGCUGCUCCUUGCUGAAAUUAAUGGCAAUAGUGCCAAGUCACUCACUGUGUUUAAACCUGUGGCGACUGAAGCCAUAGACCUUAUGCUGCAUCAUACCAACUACUACAAAACAGGCUUAGGCUGCAUGCUUUAUGAAAACGUUUGGAAGUUUGGUGGGGAUAACACUGCAGAAAUGAUUUGGACUAUAUGGUUGAGUUCAAGCCAACGGCAUGGAAUUGCUUGUUGUGUGAACCACUGGAAUGGUUGAACCAGUUCAGCAGUCAGAAUGGCAAGCAGUCUUCGAGCACACUUUGUUCUUUAGUUUUGAUGACCCUAAGGCCAUAAAGCCAGAGGGUUGCAGUGAUUGUUAACUGAUUGUUUUAGCCCCUCGAGCUGAGGCUCAUUCCUCACCAGUAAGUCCAUUUAGCUCUGCUGAUGCAGGUGUGCUUCUGCCAUGUUGUCCUUGUCCAUGAAGUAUUGUGCCUUGGAACGGUCUAGCCUGCUGUAAAGCUAUCAGGGGAUUCUCACAGAUUCUGUUGGGAGAGAUCCCUCUAUUACAAAUAAUGUGAGUGUCAUUUGAGAGCAGCCCAAUAGAAUUGUGUCCAUUAUUUUUGUGGGUUUUUACGUUCCUGGAAAGGGCACAUAUUUUUCUAUGAGACAUAUGCUUUUGAAAGAUUACUUUUAAGCUGUAUUUUUUUUUUAAUAUAAAUACUGUAAGCUUUGUAUCUGUGUGUGUAUUUGUGUGUUGCUACAGUGUGCUUUCACUGACAUGGCUGGAAUAACACUAGUGUGGAGAACCGCUUUCAAUGGGUUGUUGUCCUGCCCUGUGCACGCUGGUGAUGACCAGUGAUGUAGUACCAGCUCCUGCCUGUGGAGGCAGAAGAGCGACAUGGACGUCCUAAUGCACUCACCAUGCACUGUAAAUAUGGCCUCUCAGUCAAGGAGCGUGGGCCCUCCAUUUUCAUGUGUAAAUAUUGUCCUGAGACAUACAAUGUCAGAGUUAUUUUCUUUUCUCAAAAGUGAAAAAUGAUUAAGGAUAAAAAGGAAGUGUAUUAUAUGUAAAUAAAUGGUUUAAAUAGUUA